Messenger RNA from Colletotrichum orchidophilum, 807 nucleotides. Its product is annotated as riboflavin biosynthesis protein RibD domain-containing protein. Gene Ontology annotation, molecular function: NADP binding; 5-amino-6-(5-phosphoribosylamino)uracil reductase activity. Gene Ontology annotation, biological process: riboflavin biosynthetic process. NCBI's taxonomy places the organism in Eukaryota, Fungi, Ascomycota, Sordariomycetes, Glomerellales, Glomerellaceae. The coding region runs from base 1 to 807 and encodes 268 amino acids. The transcript has a single exon. The record is from RefSeq and is a predicted model, not a curated record.
AUGGCGGACACUCUGCAGAUCCCGGACCCGGACGUGGCCUGGUUGGCUCCUCGCCUGCCGUCAGAAUCUGCCAUCCAGUCAGCGAAAUCUCAGAAGCGUCCCUUUGUUACUCUGACCUUCGCAACAUCACUAGAUUCUUCUCUUUCCCUGGCCCCCGGGGUGCGUACGCGCCUUUCAGGUACCGAGUCCAAGGCUAUGACACAUCAUCUUCGUCGUCACCAUGCCGCCAUCCUCGUUGGUGUUGGGACAGUUCUCGCCGAUGAUCCGGGGUUGAACUGCCGCAUCGCUGGUGCAAAUCUCGAAUCCCAGCCACGCCCAAUUGUCCUGGAUCCUCGUGGCCGAUGGGACUUCACCGAGCAUAGCAAAGUUUUCGAAGUCGCCCGCGCCAACAACGGCUUGGCACCGUUUGUGCUAGUUGGCCCGUCUGCCGUCAACUCGGAGAGGAAGGCAGUUCUGGAAGCUCAUGGCGGUAAAUUUGUCAUCCUCGAACCCCGGGAGACCGAACCAAGAUUCGAUUGGUCAUCAAUCCUUUCUGCUCUUCACGCCGAGGGUCUGGGAAGCGUCAUGGUCGAAGGUGGCGGGCAGGUAAUCAACUCCCUUCUUGACCCUGCCUACCAGCGGCUCGUCGACAGAGUUAUUGUAACGAUUGCGCCGACCUGGCUUGGCCGCGGCGGCGUUGUCGUUUCCCCCGACCGAGUCCAAAACAUCGAGGGUAAACCUGUACCCGCCGCCAGGCUCUCGGAUGUUGCGUGGCACCAGUUCGGCGAAGACAUAGUUCUCUGCGGUCAACCAUGCCUAGAUGCCUAG